CGACCCAUAAAUCACAGUCUGGCAGAUACUAGGCCUUGUUGACCAAUCAGAGAAAUAACAGCUAGUAGAGAUGGUCUACCUUCAGUCAUUAUGAGACACGGCUUUGCAAAAGAAUAACACUUGCACAGUAUAAACUAAAAGACAAAUAUAUAAUUUUAAAUUUUUUCAGCAAUAAUGGCACCACUUUACUCUGAACCCCUAACAAGAUCUGAGUAUUUUUCCGAGGAAGUUAGCAUUAAACCUUUUUUCAACUACUAAAUCUCGAUCCGAGCGCACGCCUGUGGUUCCAUUGUGGCUUUGGUGCACUUUUUUGAUGGCGAGGUUCCAGCUGGUCCGCGUCAAAGUGAGCUGGACGGUACUUUUGGCUCUGGCCCACCUCACCUACCUGCUAUUUGGCGCCAUCGUCUUCCAAGUCCUGGAACGAGAGGCUGAGAGCAACAACCGAAACCACUUCCAACUGGAGAAGUUGAAUUUCUUGGCUAAUUACACCUGCUUGGAUGGACCAGCCUUGGAGAAGUUUGUUCAGGUGAUUUUAGACGCCUGGGAAAGGGGCGUGAAUCCUUCGGGUAACUCAACGAACCCUAGUAACUGGGAUUUCAGCAGCUCUUUCUUUUUUGCCGGCACUGUGGUCACAACUAUAGGGUAUGGCAACCUAUCUCCCAGCACUGUGUGUGGUCAGGUGUUCUGCGUGUUCUAUGCCCUGUGCGGCAUCCCACUAAACCUGGCCUUCCUCAAACAACUGGGCAAAUGCCUCACUCUACACUUAGGUCGCCUGGAGAGAGGGAUGGUGUCUGUGGUUCCACACAAGCAAACAGUUGAGGCUUUGGCAGUCAGCUCCUUCUUCGUCACGGGUAGCCUGCUGUUUCUGGUCAUCCCACCUCUGCUGUUCAGUUACGUGGAAGGGUGGACAUUUGGUGAAGGCUUCUACUUCGCUUUCAUUACACUCAGCACCAUUGGGUUUGGAGAUUAUGUGGUGGGGACCGAUCCUGGGAAGGAGUACAUUUCUCUGUACCGUAGCCUGGCGGGUAUUUGGAUCAUAUUCGCUUUGGCCUGGCUCGCUCUGAUCCUCAGCAUGGGCACGCGGAUAAUGGAGCAUGUCAUUGGUCUGACAAUUCCAGGCUUCAGGAAGCAAGAGGAGGAUGAGGACGUGUCAUCUAAUAAACUGGACGACACUUCAAAGAUCUGACACCUGAUCCCAAAUCCUUUCAUUUGAGGCCACUGGGGUUAGACACACAGCUGACUACAGCCAGCGCAGGAUUCCCGCUCAUUACCUAUAUGUGAUUGUCCAAAUGUGAUGUGUGAUUCAUCAAGAUUGUACAUUUUAUUCUAUGAAUGUGUUCAUUAUAUGACACUUUGGUAAGAAGUCUACCUCAAUAAGUGUCAUUGCACACUUAUACAGUAUAUAUCAUAAACCAGGGGUGUCCUAACUUUAUACACCGAGGGCCACAUACUUAAAAAGAUUCAAGGUUGCUGGGCCCUUUUGACACAUUUUGUCAAUUAAAACCCAUCCAGGGUAGGUCAAUAUAUGCUAAGCUACCUGAACAAAACAUCUUUGCUUUUUCUGUCAUAGGUGACCUAGCAAAUCUACAGUAUAUAAUACAUUAUUAUACAUCUCAUUAAUAAUUAAUUCGCUUUAUUUUUGCAAUAUGUUAAAGGAAAUGAAAAAAACCUAACUUUGGUAUCAACAUUAUAGCUUACGAAAGGGUGGACGAGGGUGUAAUAGUUCUACUCGUUCUUUUUGAUUAAAUACACUUGUGUACUGUAUGUACUAUUUAUUGCAGACCUGGUCAAAUUAAGGUCCGGUUAGCUUUUCAAUCUGGCCCGCCGGAGAUUCCCAAAUAAUUGUUUUAGAUGUUUAAGAUGGAAAGUGUAGCUGCUAUUAUGAUGUGCAGUGAUUUUUUCUAAUGGCCGAAAGUCUUCAACUAUAAAUGAUAAAUGGGUUGUACUUGUAUAGCGCUUUUCUACCUUUAAGGUACUCAAAGCGCUUUGACACUACUUCCACAUUUACCCUUUCACACACACAUUCACACACUGAUGGAGGGAGCUGCCAUGCAAGGCGCUAACCAGCACCCAUCAGGAGCAAGGGUGAAGCGUCUUGCUCAAGGACACAACGGACGUGACUAGGUUGGUACUAGGUGGGGAUUGAACCAGGGAUCCUCGGGUUGCGUACGGUGACGCAGUGAGAGAGUGGCCAUCUAAGUCUUUCAAUGCUUGGAAUCUGCAUCACAUACUAGUUACUAUGGUCAUCUAAUUAGUUGCUAUGUCAUGUAAUUAGUUACUAUGGUCAUCUAAUUACUUACUAUGGUCACUAUGAGAUAUCUCGGAUUGUAGAUGGGGUUUUUUUCACCAUUUUUGUUGCAUUUUGGUUGCGUUUCGGUUGAUUGUAAAUGAUGAUGUCAAUAUUCAGUGUUUUAUCAUUUGUAGUUAAUAUUGUAAAAUCCCACAUUAUUUAUUUUCAUGUACAUUCUAAGUGUCUCAUUCAGUAAAAAAAAAAAAAAAUUCAAAUUCCAUUCCGUUUUUUAAGGCGGUCUGUAAUAACGUUUCUAGCUUUGCAUAAUUUUUGUGAGGUUUUUUAUUAGUGUUCCCCAGACACCCUUUUUUUUAUCUAAAUCUGGCCCCCCGAGUAAAAUAAUUGCCCAGGCCCUGUUUAUUUUGAGAAUGUAUAUAAUAAUAACAAUGUAUAUCUGCUGGACACUUCUUUGGGUGCAAAAAAAAAGAUUUUAUGGACACAGUUUCUCACCUUGUUUACAUAUGAAAAACAAGGAUGCACA
Messenger RNA from Nerophis ophidion (straightnose pipefish), 2771 nucleotides. RefSeq names its product potassium channel subfamily K member 16-like. Gene Ontology annotation, molecular function: potassium ion leak channel activity. Bases 314 to 1186 code for a protein of 290 amino acids. Gene Ontology annotation, biological process: potassium ion transmembrane transport; stabilization of membrane potential. Lineage: Eukaryota; Metazoa; Chordata; Actinopteri; Syngnathiformes; Syngnathidae. Gene Ontology annotation, cellular component: membrane. The transcript is spliced from 5 exons. The record is from RefSeq and is a predicted model, not a curated record.